AGGACCUCACUUAAUCCGAAACACCUGUGAGUUAAUACGCUGUCGUGUAUCUCCCCGUGUCCCUGCGUGAACUCUGCGUGCUGAGAACAGCGAACAAAACCAUGGCGAAGAGCAUGACUUUGCUUUGGGGCUCCGGCUCCGCGCCCUGCUGGAGGGUCAUGAUCGCCCUGGAGGAGAAGAGCCUGCAGGGAUACAACCAGAAGCUGCUCUCCUUCGACAAAAACGAGCACAAGUCCGAGGAGGUGUUGGCUCUGAACCCGCGCGGACAGCUGCCCACUUUCAAACAUGGAGACACCAUCGUGAACGAGUCCUAUGCAGCCUGUUUUUACCUGGAGAGCCAGUUUAAGUCCCAGGGAACCACUCUGAUCCCGGAGAGCUCCGAAGAACAAGCACUGAUGUACCAGCGCAUGUUCGAGGGUCUUGCCUUCUACGAAAAACUCAAUGCUGUCAUCUAUUACGAGUAUUUCGUCCCUGAAGGGGAGAGGCACGAGUCCGCCCUGACGAGGAACAAACAGGCUCUGACGACCGAGCUCAAUCUUUGGGAGGGUUACCUGAGCAAGCUCCUUCCUAACUCCUACCUGGCUGGACCGUCCUUCUCACUGGCUGAUGUGACUGUUUUCCCAACGGUGGCUUUUCUCUUCAGAUUUGGGCUGUCGGCGGAGCGGUACCCUAAACUGGGGGAGUAUUACGCCCUGCUGAAGGAGAGACCCAGCGUCAAGGCCAGCUGGCCGCCGCUGUGGCAUGACAACCCGCAGGGACACGACAAACUCAAGGAGAUCUGAACGUCUUCUGGGUGAAGCGCCGCUUUAGCACUGCUUGAUAGAGAUCCUACAAGUAUAGUAACUGAGUUUCUUGCAACUCGGGUAUUACUAACUGCCAAAACCUUGUGGAAAUUAGGUGACUAACCAGCUUCGGUAAAUUGUUCUUCAGUGUUUGCAGGGUGGCUGGCUUUUGUUUGAUCGGAGGCGAAAUACGAGAUGUUGACUCUGUUGUUUAUCUCACAGUCAUCUGUUUACUCAUUCCCUAACAACCCCGUCUUUACGUUUCAGACGUCAAUAAAUAGUUUUAUUAGGCAAUCACGGCGGAAAGCGAACAUUGUCUGCGGGUAAUAACCAAUCGCUCAUAUCUCUAUUGGUGGAGGAGGUGGGCGGUGGCUGUGAGUGCGUGACCCUGCAAGGUUUAUCAUUUGUGUGUGCGCCAGGGCUGAAUUGCUCUGCACAAAGGUAUCCCGGUGGCCCGGUGUUAGGAAGCGCUUUGCAUAAAGCCUCCUUUGCAUGAUUUUCUUUUUGCAUUUUGCUCUGAAGUAUGUUCACCAAUGUCACUUCAUUAAACAAAAUGUAUGCAUCAGA
This is a messenger RNA of Salarias fasciatus (jewelled blenny), 1349 nucleotides long. Its product is annotated as glutathione S-transferase A-like. Gene Ontology annotation, cellular component: mitochondrion. The transcript has 6 exons. NCBI's taxonomy places the organism in Eukaryota, Metazoa, Chordata, Actinopteri, Blenniiformes, Blenniidae. The record is from RefSeq and is a predicted model, not a curated record. Gene Ontology annotation, biological process: L-phenylalanine catabolic process; glutathione metabolic process. The coding region runs from base 102 to 782 and encodes 226 amino acids. Gene Ontology annotation, molecular function: glutathione transferase activity; maleylacetoacetate isomerase activity.